This is a messenger RNA of Coccinella septempunctata (seven-spotted ladybird), 775 nucleotides long. RefSeq lists its product as uncharacterized. Lineage: Eukaryota; Metazoa; Arthropoda; Insecta; Coleoptera; Coccinellidae. Bases 59 to 523 code for a protein of 154 amino acids. The record is from RefSeq and is a predicted model, not a curated record. The transcript has a single exon.
CGUAUCUGUCAAAACGAUUUUUGUUUUAUGCAAAAAAAAAUAAGCUCCGACUGUCAACAUGCGCAACUCGAGCGAUAUUUUCUGCCUGAAAGAGGCCAAGGCCGGCGAGAACGACGGCAGCAUGAUAUUUUCGGUGAACGGGGCCCGAUCUGUGCGUAUCAACAGAAGGAGCAGCAACCCCAUGGACGGUUUCCAGUACGGAUCCAACUCCUCCAGCGAAGGGGGCACCUUCAGGAGUCGCAGCGAGAUCCUGAAGACCGACUCGGAGGAGCUGAACGCCGACAGCUCGAAGAUACCCGUGGAGUGCGACGAGGACUCCCCGAGAAGCGAGGAGGAGGACUUGCCCAUCGAACCCAAGACGUCCAGGUCUUCCGACGAGGUGAACACGUUCGUUAAGCUCGAUAGGAACGAGGCGGACGCCAACGUUUCUUCGAUCAAGAGGAAUAUUUUGACUGGGGAGGGCAUGGAGGUGAAAGACAGCAAUCCGAUGAAGAAGAAGGUUAAUAAUACAUGGACCAGAUAAGGAUCAGUGUGGUGGUAUAUUUUAUAUUUCGAAUUUUUGUUUUAAACUCUACCACGAAAUAAAGUUAUUCAAAUUACUCGAACGUUGGGAAUGAUUCUAUAUUCACCUACUUGAAGAUGUUUUUCGAUUGCGAAGCACUGGAAGAAUUGGCAAAAUAUUGUUUGAAAUGAGUAUUAUAAUUUUGCAAAUAUCUUGUUGGAAGAUGUUACAUUCAUUUUUCUUAUAGAGAAUAAAAUCAUUGUUGUAAAAGGG